ACCUUUUCUUUCAUUUUUUUGAGCUUUUGCACUAGAAGGGUUUAAAUUGUGUUGGUUUCCAUAGGUCUUGACCACCUGAAAUCAGAGAGGCCUGUUUUUCUGAGCAAGGAUGACAUGGUUUCUUGGGGUUUGUAUUUUUUGGCUGUUGGUGGUUAUGAAUUUGGCACAGAAGAAUUUCAAUGUCCUGUCUACACCGAGGAAGUUCAAUGUGGUGCCAGCACAGAAUUUUAACCAACGAACAGGCCUGAAGAUUGAUUGUCUGGGAAGUUAUAUGAGGCUAACUGUAGAUAAGUCUCUAGCUCUUGGAAAUCAAGUUGAAUUUGAUGCUCUCAAUGGCUCCCAAAUUGAACCUGUAACUCCAAGCUUGGCUGCCAAAUGUGGUUUUAGUAUAGACUCUGAUCCUUGGGGUAACUACAAAGUCUUUGCUUCUCUCUUCAACUGUUUUGCAGCGAAUGAGGAUGAUAGCGUGUUUGAUGUUGACAUGCGCGUCCGGGUACAUGGUGUCAAAGCGGAACAAGAUGUUUUUGAGGUGGCGAAGACCUGUCACCAUGACCAAUGGGCCUCCCGUGAAGUUCUUUGCACUCGGAAUUAUAUGGAGGUUUCUGUUAACCGAUUGCCAGAAGAAAUUACAGCUUUGCAUAGGCGGCCUGUGCCCCGAACAAAAAUGUUUGAUAACCAGUGGACCAGUACUGUUCCUGAGGCCGCUACCUCUAGGUACAACAUCUGGAGGAUGGUGUUUUUCACACCUGAUCAGAAAGCUAUGGUGUUGGAGGAUGCCCUGAGGACAGGAUAUGGUGUAAUGACAACCAGGUCUCGAUUGGUGCUGCGAAGCGGUUAUGACAUGCCUGAGACCUAUGUGGAAAAUGUGAAUGGCGUUCCAAUGAAGAUCAUCAGAGUGACCACCUACUUCAAGAAACAGUGGUCCGUAACCAUGUUGGAUACUGUUGCUGCAUGUCCAACUGGUGGGCUUUCUUUUACGGAUGAGAUGAUCACCUGGAACUUCCCCCGGUUUAAUCCACUAAUGAGUUCUCUUGAAACCAGUCUCCUUUGGAUGUUCAUGGGAAUAGAUGGAAAGCAGAUAGAUUCUGUGCAAAUGACUGCUAGAGGCUAUGUUUUGGCUGUAGUAGAAGAUCAAAUCAUAAUGACAAUACCAAUUGGUGGACCAGAUGGCUACUACAAGAGUCAUGCUGUAAAUAAUCAGUACCAUAUCACAUACGACAUUGAGCCAAUGCUGGAGUUACUGUGGAGUGAGGGAGGCAUGGAUACUACAAGAUACAAAGUCCUCUUCCCCAUCAAGACACCUUUUAUGUCUAGACCACCCCACUUUGUUGACCUCACUGAUGCUGACCAAAGGAUGUUUCAUGUACUCUUGGGUCCUUUCCUUUAUGACACUGAGUUGGUGAACAUCACCUUUUCCACUGGAGUCCUUACUGUGGCAGAGGCCAAUGCAAAGGGCAUCAACAUACAGGAACAACGCUUUCAAAAUGGCUCCAAGGCGUUUAGACUUCAAGUUGCCUUCUCUGACACUGUUGUUGUGAGAACUUUUUAUACACUAAAUGAUACCCAGACGAUUGCUUUCUUCACAAAGCCACGGGAAAAUGAACCCUUGCCAGAGACCGGUAUUGGAGAGCUUCAAGUUGUACUGCGGCUUGCUCAGGAUGGCUCUUAUAGUAACUUCUAUGUAAAGGAAGAUUACCCAGUUGUACAGUACUUAAGAAGUCCUCUGUUCUUUGAGGUGGUGCUGCUUCAGUCCACUGAUCUGCAGAUAGAGCUAGUCUUAGAGAACUGUUGGGCUACUCUGAAAGAAGACCGGAACUCUACUCCAAGAUGGGACUUGAUUGUAGAUGGCUGUGUGAAUCUGGCUGACCGUUACGAGACAGUUUUCCACCCUGUCAUUCAUAACAGCGUCCCAUACCAGUCUCAUGUGAAACGCUUUGAAAUCAAGAUGUUUACUUUUGUGCAGAGUGAUGACGUAUUUCAGGAUCAGAUUUUUGUACACUGUGACGCUGUGCUUUGUGAUGCUGAGAGUGACGGCAUCUGUGAGAGACGAUGUCCAUCUCCCAUGCCUUUAAAAACUGGAAAGAAAGUACGAAGAGAGACUAAUAUCCAAUCCUUGAGAACACCGCUGUCAUCAGGAAAAAUCGUGCUCUCAAUCUCUUAGUCUAUUUUGGUUCUCGGUCUUAAUAAAGUCUUGUUCACAAAGCUUUU
Molecule: messenger RNA, 2208 nt
Organism: Sinocyclocheilus grahami
Lineage: Eukaryota; Metazoa; Chordata; Actinopteri; Cypriniformes; Cyprinidae
Exons: 16
Coding region: 110-2161 (683 amino acids)
Source: RefSeq, a predicted model, not a curated record